AUGGACCCUUAUCUGGGCAUCUUCUUCCUCACUCCCUUCUUCCAGUCCUGCUAUGCCUGGUCAGUGAAUAAUUUCCUGAUGACGGGCCCCAAGGCCUAUCUCAUCUACUCCAGCAGUGUGGCGGCUGGGGCGCAGAGCGGCAUCGAGGAGUGCAAGUUCCAGUUCGCCUGGGACCGCUGGAACUGCCCGGAGAGGGCCCUGCAGCUCUCCAGCCACGGUGGGCUGCGCAGUGCAAACCGAGAAACAGCCUUUGUCCACGCCAUCAGCUCUGCAGGUGUCAUGUACACGCUGACCCGGAACUGCAGCCUGGGGGAUUUUGACAACUGUGGCUGUGACGACUCCCGCAACGGACAGCUGGGGGGGCAAGGCUGGCUGUGGGGAGGCUGCAGCGAUAACGUGGGCUUUGGGGAAGCUAUUUCCAAGCAGUUUGUGGAUGCCCUGGAGACUGGACAAGAUGCCAGAGCUGCUAUGAACCUGCAUAACAACGAGGCAGGUAGAAAGGCAGUGAAAGGGACCAUGAAGCGGACCUGCAAAUGCCACGGUGUGUCAGGGAGCUGUACCACCCAGACCUGCUGGCUGCAGUUGCCUGAGUUUCGGGAGGUGGGCACUUACCUCAAGGAGAGGUACCACAAAGCCCUGAAGGUGGAUUUGCUGCAGGGAGCCGGGAACAGCGCUGCCAGCCGGGGUGCGAUUGCCGAGACCUUCAGCUCCAUCUCCAAGAAGGAACUGGUCCAUUUGGAAGACUCUCCCGACUACUGCCUGGAGAACAAGACACUGGGGCUGCUGGGCACGGAGGGCAGGGAGUGCCUGAAGAGGGGCAAGGCGCUCAGCAAGUGGGAGAAGCGGAGCUGCCGGCGGCUGUGUGGGGACUGCGGGCUGGCGGUGGAGGAGAGGCGAGCCGAGAUGGUGUCCAGCUGCAACUGCAAGUUCCACUGGUGCUGUGCCGUGCGCUGCGAGCAGUGCCGCAAACGGGUCACCAAGUACUUCUGCGUCCGCAAGGAGAAGCGGGAGCGGAGCGGAGGUGGCGGAGCCAGCCGCAAGCUCAAGAGAAAGCUCUAACUUGCUUCUGCUCCUCCACAGUUCUGUCUGCCCCUCUCCUCUCCUGCCCUUCCCAUCAGCUCCUGGCACCAUUUCUGUUUGGCAUAGU
Molecule: messenger RNA, 1147 nt
Organism: Taeniopygia guttata (zebra finch)
Lineage: Eukaryota; Metazoa; Chordata; Aves; Passeriformes; Estrildidae
Gene: WNT8B
Product: Wnt family member 8B
Biological process (GO): cell fate commitment; multicellular organism development; neuron differentiation
Cellular component (GO): extracellular region
Molecular function (GO): frizzled binding; cytokine activity
Source: RefSeq, a predicted model, not a curated record